CUCGCUCGCUCGCGCCCGGCGCGGGUCGGGAAUCCAGAGUCCCGGCCCGCCCGGGCCAUGUCAGCGGAGCCAGAGCUCAUUGAGCUGCGAGAACUGUCACCUGCGCGGCGCCCAGGCCCUGGCCGCACCCGGCUGGAGCGCGCCAACGCGCUGCGCAUCGCUCCGGGCUCCGCGCGCGACCCCGCACGGCAGCUGGCCCCCGGCCGCGGCCACCGCUUCCAGCCCGCGGGGCCUGCCACACACACGUGGUGCGACCUCUGCGGCGACUUCAUCUGGGGCGUCGUGCGAAAGGGCCUACAGUGCGCGCAUUGCAAGUUCACCUGCCACUAUCGUUGCCGCGCGCUCGUCUGCUUGGACUGCUGCGGACCCCGGGACCUGGGCUGGGAGCCGGCGCUGGAACGGGACACAAAUGUGGAUGAGCCUGUGGAGUGGGAGACCCCUGACCUUUCUCAGGCCGAGAUUGAGCAGAAGAUCAAGGACUACAAUGGCCAGAUCAACAGCAACCUCUUCAUGAGCCUGAACAAGGACGGCUCCUUCACCGGUUUCAUCAAGGUGCAGCUGAAGCUCGUGCGUCCUGUCUCGGUGCCCUCCAGCAAGAAGCCGCCUUCCUUGCAAGAUGCCCGGCGGGGCAUGGGGCGGAGCACAGCCGUGAAACGUCGCACCUCCUUCUACUUGCCCAAGGAUGCUGUCAAGCACCUGCACGUGCUGUCCCGCACGCGUGCUCGAGAGGUCAUUGAAGCCCUGCUGCGCAAGUUCUUGGUGGUGGACGACCCCCGCAAGUUUGCCCUCUUUGAACGGGCUGAGCGCCAUGGCCAAGUGUACCUCCGGAAGCUGUCCGAUGAUGAGCAGCCUCUGCGACUGCGUCUCCUCGCCGGGCCCAGUGAGAAGGCCCUAAGCUUUGUCCUGAAGGAAAAUGACUCUGGGGAGGUGAAUUGGGAUGCCUUCAGCAUGCCUGAACUACACAACUUUCUGCGCAUCUUGCAGCGGGAGGAGGAGGAACACCUUCGACAAAUUCUGCAGAAGUAUUCCUAUUGCCGACAGAAGAUCCAAGAGGCCCUGCACGCCUGCCCCCUGGGGUGAUAUCUUGUACCCCUGGUGGAAGGAGGGGAGUAGGCAGCGCCGAGAGCGUGCCGUGUGAAUGUGACAGGGCCCAUGUGGCCUGAAGAAUGAGUGUGCAUGGAGGCCCUCUCAUUGGGGAACAAGCCCAGAGAACAGAAGGAGCUGGCCCCGUGUCCACCAGUGGGUAUAGCAGAGCAAGGCUCUGCACUCUUUGGCCCUUUGUGUACUGGGUCAGGGUGGACCAGGGUUGCCCUGGGAAGCUGCUCCAGGCAGCAAGGGUAGUGCAAACAGAAAUAUCCUUAGUUUGGAUCUCAGAUACAACAUUCUUGGAGACUCUACAACAAUAGGGUUUUGUUUGCCAGGAGCAGGGCCUUUGUCUGUGGGGAAAGGUUGUAUGCUUUGAGUAUUGGAUGAGGGGUCAGGACAAUGAGAGUGGAACCAAGGAGGCAGGGUAAGGCAGUCAUCAAGAAGAGUCUCACUGGGCCAGAGAGAUGGUGCAGAGGUUAAGGUGUUUGCCUUGCAAACAGCCAACUUUAGUUUGAUCCCUGGAACAGCCUGGCCCCCCAAGCAGUGCCAGAAAAGACUCUGAGCACCACUGGGUAUGGCCCCAUUUUUUUUUUUUUUUAAAUUAAGAAAAAUGUCUUGGUUUCCCUCUGCAGUGUCCUGACUCCUGCUCAGGUCUUGGUGCCACAGCCUUGGGCCAGGGAGUACUGGCUCAGAGUGCAGCAAUAGUGCCUAAGUGCCUCCUCCCAGGAGGGUGUCCUGGGCCAGGUUUGUGAAUGUGAGCACUGGCCCAGAUCUGUGCCUUGCUUGCCAGCCAAAGCCAUGGUUUUUCCCUCAAGUAUUUUUGAUUAUGUGUGCGAAUGUAUGUAAUAGUUUGUGGCCUCAGCUGAAUGCCUCCUGUGGGGAAAGGGGUGGGAGUAACAGUCAUCAUCAGGGCAUGGGGCCUGAGAGAUUUGGCUAAAUAAAAAUUUAACAGUU
This is a messenger RNA of Sorex araneus (European shrew), 2040 nucleotides long. RefSeq names its product Ras association domain family member 1 (gene RASSF1). The coding region runs from base 58 to 1080 and encodes 340 amino acids. The transcript is spliced from 6 exons. Gene Ontology annotation, biological process: Ras protein signal transduction. The record is from RefSeq and is a predicted model, not a curated record. Gene Ontology annotation, cellular component: nucleus; microtubule cytoskeleton. NCBI's taxonomy places the organism in Eukaryota, Metazoa, Chordata, Mammalia, Eulipotyphla, Soricidae.